AAGUAAAUGGCAGGUUAGAUUAUCGAAGUGCAGAGAGAAAAAGGAAAAAGAAAAGAAAAAAGCAAGAAAGCUAGAGAAAAAGGUCAGUAGAAACUUAACCAACUCACUUCCAAACUCACUUCUUCUUCAAAAUUUCAAAAUUCUUAAAAAUGAAUUUGAAUCCCCAAAAAACCGAACAAAACGAUCUCUACCACAAUCACCACCACCACCACCACCAUGAUCUGGUCCCACCACUACCGUCUGAUCAUAUAAUCCACACCCUCUCCUAUCCCUCCAUCCAAAACGACGACGUUUCAUCUUCCCUCCCAGAAAUUGUUCUUUUCCGCUCCUCCUCACCCGACUCACCGAGUCAAUCCUCCUCCGACAACGACGACGACUCACUAAUUAACCCCAAAUCGAAUCUCCCGACCCGACCUGCUUACAUCAACCCGGAGCCCCAUAUUUCCUCUCAAUUCUACACGUUCAACGCUGAGUCUCACUCGCUCAUGAUUCGAUGCAUUCUCGAGCACCGCCUCGCGACUCCGGAAGAGAUCCGCACCGCUACUCCUCGCUCCGUGCUGAAAUCGUGGCGGUCCGUUUGGAAAGACCGGAACGAAGAUACUGCUUACGUCACCGGUUGGAAAAGAAUCCAAGAAAAAUUAACCGGACACGUGGACCCGAAUUCUGGUAAUGAAUUUCUCUGUUUCAAGAAUAAUUCGCAGCAAUUUGUUUCGCAUGUUGAUCAGUGGCAACAUAUUGUUAUGAGUUUUCACGGUGAUGCUGAUUUAAAACAUUUAGGGUUACGAGAAACUAUUGAGAGAAUUAAACAAGUGUGGACUGUAGGUGCUAAAUUUUAUGGAAUUCCUGAGAGUUUUAUUAGGGUUUGUGUUGCUGCUUGUCCUGUUUGUUCGGCUCCCGAUGGGACUUCUGCUUCGCGGAAUAAACGGCGGCGGUUUGAAUAUACAGAGUCGUUUGAUGUUCCUGCUAAAGAAGUUCCGAGUAGAUUACAUCAGUUAGCUGCUAAGCAUAAAGUUGUGCUUUGCAUUAGACAAAAGUAUAUUAGGUAUAAGCCUUUUAUGGCCGAGGUUAAAGAUUAUGCUUGUCAUAGAGCGGGUGAACCUGUGGCGAAAAAAUCGAGGAUGUUGAAGCGGGAGCCUUAUGCUUCUAAGAGGUGUGGGUGUGGGUUUAGGAUUAGGGCUAUUGUGCCGAUUACUAAUUAUAAUGAGAAAGAUAAGACGUUUGUUUAUCAGGAGGAAGGGAUGGCGGUUUUUAAACUAUAUGCUGUUCAUUCGGGUCAUGAGCCUGGUCCGUUGGAUGGGAAUGCGAGGAUUAUGCAUCGGGUUGUUGGGCAUAAAGGUAGUUUGAUUAUGGAUCAAGAAUUGGACUAUGGAGUUCGUGAGGAUUUGGAUAGUGAAGGUUUUGGUUUGAUUGGGAAGGAUGAUGGUGAUUUGCAACUCUCGGUUUUGCAGCAGGUGCAGGAGUUGAGACAUGAAAUUGGGUUGCUAGAAGGGAGGUUAAGGAAAAUCCCAAGUGAACUACUGGGUUCUGCUUCACAGGAAUUGUUUGAUAUUGUUCAUAAGGUCAGGAGUGUAGGAGAAGACAGUUUGAAUACAGUUGGGAUUCUCUCACACAAGCCUCAUUCGGAUGAUGUGCUAGUUGGAGAUAAUGAUUUGACGCACUGGAGUGAUCAUCAUGAACAUAUCUAUGGAAAUGGGAAGGAAACAGAUUUGAUUGAUGACGAUGAAGAUAGUUUUGGACGGACACUUGGGGAUGUUGUCCCGUGGGACCGGAUGAGAUCAGAGUGUAGAAGUGACAAAGACUUGAUGAGUGAACCUUGUAAGCCUGAAAAGUGGUUGAAAUGCAGUGACUUUGAUGAGAAGAGCAUUCUUGACUGUGAGGAUACAAAAUUAUCCAAGCCCUUGAGACAUGACGAGGCUAUAGUGACAGAUGUAGGUCUUAUACAGGUUGAUAGUUUCUAUCAAGAGAAUCCAAAAUGGUAUGAUUCUCCUUGUGGAUUAGACCCCAGUGCAGAUUGUGGAGACAGUGAAUUUAGACAUGGGGAGAUUGUAUAGCCCUUGGAGAGCUAGUUGAGACUGGUUGACCCUCUCUUAUAUAGUCAUUGAGUUUAUAUUGCGCCCACUCAUCUCUCUAAGGGAACUGGGCUGUACAUUUACUUAUACUGAAGAAUGGAGCGUCUCACAGGCUUUUAGGUAUCUUCGGUGUGUGUAGUGUAAAGUGUAUGCCCAAUUGGGUUUUCUAUACUUUACAUUUACUUAUACUGAAGAACGGAGCGUCUCACAGGCUUUUAGGUAUCUUCAUUGUGUGUUGUGUAAAGUAUGCCCAAUUGGGUUUUCUGUACAUACCUUACCUAAAACUAUUUGUUAACCAUUCUGGAAUUCAUA
Messenger RNA from Mercurialis annua (annual mercury), 2381 nucleotides. RefSeq lists its product as uncharacterized. NCBI's taxonomy places the organism in Eukaryota, Viridiplantae, Streptophyta, Magnoliopsida, Malpighiales, Euphorbiaceae. The transcript has a single exon. Bases 150 to 2051 code for a protein of 633 amino acids. The record is from RefSeq and is a predicted model, not a curated record.